CAUCCCACCCUGUGCUUCCAUCGACAGGUGAAGGUGCAGGGCAAGGACGUCACCUUCGCUCUUAAAGUCAUCAAGAAGAAGCACGUGGUGGACAACAGGCAGCAGGAGCACAUCCACUCGGAGAGGAAGAUCCUCGCCGAGGCUCGCUCGCCCUUCGUCGUCAAACUUUACCGCACAUUUAAGGAUGACAAGUACGUGUACAUGCUGCUGGAGGCCUGUCUGGGUGGAGAAAUUUGGAGUCUGCUCAGAGACAGAGGGAGCUUUGAUGAGACCACUGCUAAAUUCUGCGUUGGUUGCGUCACAGAAGCUUUCGAUUACCUCCAUCGCAAAGGUGUUCUCUACAGAGACUUGAAGCCUGAGAAUCUCAUGCUGGAUACUGAGGGAUACAUCAAACUGGUUGACUUUGGUUUUGCAAAGAAGAUAAGAUGUGGCCAAAAGACGUGGACCUUCUGCGGAACACCGGAAUACGUGGCCCCUGAGAUCAUCCUCAACAAGGGCCACAACUUCAGUGUGGACUUUUGGUCUCUGGGCAUCCUGGUGUUUGAGCUCCUCACUGGCAGUCCUCCGUUCUCAGGGAGCGACCAGAUGAUGACAUACACUUUCAUCCUGAAAGGCAUUGAGAAGAUGGACUUCCCCAAAAAGAUCACCAAGAGACCCGAUGACCUCAUACGCAAGCUGUGCAGGUACAACAUCACAUGGGCAAAAACAAAGUUAGACUCCUCCAGUUUACCACUGAUGCCACAUGCACAUAUUUAA
Notothenia coriiceps (black rockcod) is the source of this 756-nucleotide messenger RNA. Its product is annotated as cGMP-dependent protein kinase 2-like. The record is from RefSeq and is a predicted model, not a curated record. The transcript is spliced from 5 exons. Gene Ontology annotation, molecular function: ATP binding; cGMP-dependent protein kinase activity. Gene Ontology annotation, biological process: protein phosphorylation. The annotation marks the transcript as partial. Lineage: Eukaryota; Metazoa; Chordata; Actinopteri; Perciformes; Nototheniidae.